AUGGUCUGGGUCAAGGCCUUGCUUUUGGGGCUUUGCGCCUCCAUUACUUUUGCGCAGUCCCUUGACGGAAUCUACGAUCUUGUUCGUCGUCGAAUGCCGAAGCAUGUCGACAGUUUUCGGUUCUCUCUGGUGGACUUCAACUCGACCAAUAACGACCGGUUCGUUGUGUCAACGGCUGCCAAUGGCACAAUCUUGGUGCAGGGAAAUUCGUUAAGCGCCCUGUCAUAUGGCAACGCAAUUGAUGACAAGGACAGUCUGCACCGCUAUCUCGCCGAUGUCGCGCUUGUAGACAUCUACUGGUUUGUCGGCAGCCAGCUACAUCUGGCACCGACGCCACUUCCUCUUCUAUCUAAACCAUUGACUGGUUCCAGCACCGUUGAAAGACGCUAUCAUUUUAAUACUGUGACCUUCUCUUACACAACGGCGUUCUGGUCAUGGGAAGACUGGGAGCUUCAGUUGGAUUGGAUGGCUCUACGAGGCAUUAACUUGCCCCUUGCUUGGGUUGGCCAGGAAAAGAUCUUGGUUGAGGUCUUCCGUGAGAUCGGUUUGACGGACGCUGAGAUCUCGUCUUUUCUGAGCGGGCCAGCAUUCCAAGCCUGGAAUCGAUUCGGUAAUAUUCAGGGUUCCUGGGGUGGUGAACUGCCAUAUUCCUGGAUUGACUCUCAAUUCGAACUACAGAAGAAGAUCGUCCGCCGCAUGGUCGAACUGGGCAUGACCCCGGUUUUGCCUGCGUUUACAGGGUUUGUGCCUCGAGCGGUCAGCCGUGUCCUUCCAAAUGCAACAGUGGUGAAUGGUUCACGAUGGGAAGAAUUUGAUGAACGAUAUACUAGCGACACCUUCCUGGAGCCAUUCGACCCCAGCUUCAUGCGCCUCCAGCGUAGCUUUAUCAAGAAACAGCAGCAAGCGUAUGGAAACAUCACGCACAUUUAUACACUGGACCAGUACAACGAGAACGCUCCCUAUUCGGGAGAUCUUGACUACUUGCAUAACGUCACCCACAACACGUGGUUGAGCCUCAAGAGCGCGGAUCCGAAUGCUGUUUGGCUGAUGCAAGGGUGGCUGUUUUACUCCAGCUCGGGUUUCUGGACCGACGAGCGUGUGAAGGCGUACUUGUCUGGUGUUGAAGUGGACCAAGACAUGCUGGUGCUGGACCUCUUUUCUGAGUCGCAGCCCCAGUGGCAGCGUACGCAGUCGUACUACGGCAAGCCGUGGAUUUGGUGCCAGUUGCAUGACUAUGGUGGUAACAUGGGCUUGUACGGACAGGUGAUGAACGUCACAGUAAAUGCAACACAAGCCCUUGCUGCUUCAGACUCGCUUGUCGGAUUUGGUCUAACCAUGGAAGGUCAAGAGGGUAACGAGAUCAUGUACGACUUGCUCCUGGAUCAAGCCUGGUCUCGGCAGCCGAUUGAUACGGACCAUUACUUCCAUAACUGGGCCAAGACUCGAUACUCUUCUGGAGUGAGAGGUUCAGCCGUACCUGAAGAAUUGUAUCAAGCAUGGGAUAUUCUGAGAAUAACGGCCUACAACAACACCAACCUGACAUCAACGGCGGUGUCUAAAUCCAUCUUUGAACUGCAACCAAGCAUCUCAGGAUUGCUUAACCGUACAAGUCAUCAUCCUACCACGGUCAGCUACGAUCCGGCCGCACUUGUCCAGGCAUGGCGGUUGAUGGACUCCGCCGCAUCCAAGGCCCCUUCUUUGUGGUCUCAACCCGCUUUUCUCUAUGACAUGGUCGACAUUACCCGUCAAGUAAUGUCGAACGCAUUUAUCCCUGUCUAUACCAAUUUGGUGUCCACUUAUCAAGCUGGAGGCUCCGUUUCCACGGAUGGAAGCAAUCUAAUUCAGCUGCUGCGGGAUCUGGACUCUGUACUUUCUACCAACGACAAUUUCCGCCUGUCAACUUGGAUCCAGUCAGCACGAUCAUGGGUGAGAAACGACACAGAGGCUGACUUCUACGAGUACAACGCCAGAAACCAGGUCACCCUCUGGGGCCCCAAGGGUGAGAUCAACGACUAUGCCUCAAAGCAGUGGGGCGGGUUGGUCUCGUCAUACUACAUUCCUCGCUGGCAGAAGUUCCUGAAUUACUUGGAAAACACUCAGGCAAGCAAGUAUAAUGCGACACAAAUAGAGGCAAAAUUGUUUGAUUUCGAGCUCAAAUGGCAGGAAGAGACGAGUAAACCGACACGAGCUAAAACUCAUGAUCUUCGAUCCGUGCUCGCGAAAGUGCGCCGAAGGUGGCCAUCAGUCUUUGGAGACCAGAAUAGUCCUUGA
Molecule: messenger RNA, 2271 nt
Organism: Aspergillus fumigatus Af293
Lineage: Eukaryota; Fungi; Ascomycota; Eurotiomycetes; Eurotiales; Aspergillaceae
Source: RefSeq, a predicted model, not a curated record